AAUAUCACACAAAGAAACACACAACUUUUAUUUAUUAUUCAAAUUGCUGCAUUAAACUAAGGUUCUUAUGAUUUAGGAACACAAAGACAUUGUCAAUUCUCUUCAGCUUCGAGCUGUUUCAACUUUUGUUAUGUUCGGAUGCGAUUUUGAUACAAGGGAGAAAUGGGGUAACACCAAUCUUAUCAUCUUUCAACAACAUCUCUUCAAUACAAACCAGAAUCCCUUUUCAAAUAACUUUCUGUCCCUUUAUCUCUUCUGAUCACUGCAACUUCUUGUUGCUCUUUCAAGGGAUUUUAAUAUUUGUUUUGAACCAGCUCAACAACAACAACAAAUGGAUAAAGGUUGUGGUAUGGAAGAGAGUGUUGAUUUGAGAAAUGGUGUGGAAUUGGCAACAUCAGUCUCUGAUAAGCAUCUUGAUCUUCUGAGGCCAUCUGCCAGAAAUUAUUCAAUUUUUAGAGGUCAAGCAAUGGAAGGUGGAGACCCUGAAAAGGGCACCUAUACCUUAAUCAGAGGUCCUGAGGACUUCCAAACAGGACUUUAUGACAGACCCCUUCCAUGUUAUGGUUGUGGAAUUGGAUGGUUCUCAUUUCUUUUGGGAUUUCUGUGUCCACCUCUGUGGUAUUAUGCCACGAUCCUUUACUUUGGAAACUAUUACAGAAAGGAUCCUAGGGAAAGGGCAGGAUUAGGAGCUUCUGCAAUUGCUGCACUAAUAUUCACAGUAGCAUUGCUGAUCAUAGGAACUAUUCUUCAUUUACGCUCACCCUGAUGCCAGUUCCAGUAAUAAAGUAUGAAGAAAAAUACAUAUCAGAAACAAUUGCAUGUGUAUAUAACCAAGUAUGAUGAAAAAAUAUGCUUGAAGAUCCUGCCUACUCUGUACCAUUAGAGAAGGAUGAGAAGUCACCCGUACUAGAUUUGCGUAUUAAGUGUAUACAAAAGAAAUCUUCACUUUCUUCUUACGAAUCUUACACAGAUUUUUGCAUUCAUGUUAUGAGAAUUUUGUUACUGAUUUUGCUAUAAUCAUAAGAGCACAUGUUAAAGAAUA
Molecule: messenger RNA, 1042 nt
Organism: Vigna umbellata (rice bean)
Lineage: Eukaryota; Viridiplantae; Streptophyta; Magnoliopsida; Fabales; Fabaceae
Source: RefSeq, a predicted model, not a curated record